Molecule: messenger RNA, 1977 nt
Organism: Rhineura floridana
Lineage: Eukaryota; Metazoa; Chordata; Lepidosauria; Squamata; Rhineuridae
Gene: C5H21orf91
Product: chromosome 5 C21orf91 homolog
Exons: 5
Coding region: 340-1221 (293 amino acids)
Source: RefSeq, a predicted model, not a curated record
CUUAGAUAGUGGGAGAGGAAGAGCUGUUUCAGGCAGGAACGUAACUGGAUGAACGGAGGAGUAGGUAACGCGCGAAUUCCAGGUUGACGAACGAGACAAGGGAAGAGGAGGAGGAAAGAGGGUUGGAGAAUAAAUGAAUGCUUCCUUCCUCACCCACAAACCAACCCCCCUCUCUAACAAGCGAUGGUCUAGUCCUGAAGCCGAAAAGGGGUGGGGCUUUCACGCUCGUAGAGAUUGCCAUUGCUGCCUCUGCCUCCAUGCCAGCUGUGACCGUUCCUGAGAACAAUAGUAAAAGCGAAAAGUCAAGAGAGGGGAAGGCACGUGUGGCCAGGGGACACUAUGAAUGAAGAGCAGUUCGUUAACAUUGACUUGAAUGAUGAUAACGUUUGCAGUGUGUGCAAGUUAGGAACAGAAAGAGAGACUCUCUCAUUCUGCCACGUUUGUUUUGAGCUAAACAUUGAAGGAAUACCAAAGUCUGAUCUUCUGCACACAAGAUCAUUAAGGGGACACAGAGACUGUUUUGAAAAAUUCCAUUUAAUAGCAAACCAGAGUUGUCCACGGUCAAAACUCUCCAAGAGCACAUAUGCAGAAGUGAAAAACAUCUUGAGCAAAAAAAUUAACUGGAUUAUACAGUAUGCACAAAAUAAAGAUUUGGAUUUGGAUUCUGAAAGUUCAAAACAAACACAGCACCGGCUUUUGGGCUUUAGAAAUAAGAGAGAGAGAAAGCUCCUUCCGCAGUUUGAUUCCCAAGUCCCUAAAUACUCUGCAAAAUGGAUAGAUGGAAACUCUGGGAAUAUUUCAAACUGCUCACAAAGUAUUCUUGAACCAAAAGAAUCCAGUGAUUUUAGACUUGAUAUGUUGGAACAAGCAGGUGCACCAUUUUGCUGCAGAAGUUCAUUGUGGUCUAGUCAUAACCAGUCAGCAGAGAUGGGAAAAGCUAAAGAAGACCCAGAUACCCAUGUCCAAAGAAGACAUCCCCAGUUCAGCAGGGAGCAAUUGAGUAUGAUGACUCUUGGAGAGGUGGAACAGCUGAAUGAAAAACUUCUCAAACAAAUCCAGGAUGUGUUUGAAGAGCUGACCGAGCAAGUGCAAGAAAAAGACUCCUUGGCUUCACAACUUAAUGUCCGCCACAUUGCUAUUGAGCAGCUGCUAAAAAAUUGUUCAAAAUUGCCAUGUCUACAGAUGGGACGGGCAGCAAUGAAAUCUAAUAUAUCCAUAUAGAUGUAGCAAAGCUUGUUUCCCUGCUUUAUUAAUCUAUCUCACACAAUUGCACACUCAAGCAGUAUUUUGGAAUAUUCUAAACUUGUAUGUUACAAAAUGCAAGGGAAGUUGCAUAUGGUGUUCUUUUAAACAAUGGGGGGGAAGCACACUAGGGACUAGUUUGACUCUGGAAGUCACCUAACCUCUGCCCCAAACCAGCUAUGUUCAUUACAGGCAUACAAUACAAAGACUUCUUACUGCCAUGUAAAUAGCCUGGAAAUUAACAAAUUAAUGCAGGUUUUAGGUACCAAGAAAAUGGUGUCGCAACCAGUGUUCACAAAAUCUACAUUUCUUAUUUAUUGAAAGCAAUAUUUUAUUACUGAAAUUUUAUACAAGAAAACUAUUUUCGGUACUUUUCCGUAUCUCUUUAUAAACUUUUUGAAUGAUAUAUAACAUUUUUGCCUUGUGUAAUGAUUGUUUACCCUUUUUUCAAGUCAGUGUACUUACCUUUCAUGAUGGAUUUUUUUUAAAAAAAAGAACUUGUUUCCCAAAGACACAAUCUCAGUGGCUGUAAUGCAUUACGUUUACUUUUCAGCAAUGUACAAUUUAUUGGGCAUGGAUUGUAUCUUAGUAGAAGAAAUUUAAGCACAGCACCUCCUUCUUGGAAUGAUGGUUCAUGUUUUGUUAAUAUAUGCAGAUCUGGAGUUUGAUUUUGUAUGUGAAUUUCUAAUGCUUAAUAAAAGUAUAUGGCUACAAAGAAAUAAACCUCUAAUACCU